This is a messenger RNA of Papaver somniferum (opium poppy), 954 nucleotides long. Its product is annotated as F-box/LRR-repeat protein 12-like. NCBI's taxonomy places the organism in Eukaryota, Viridiplantae, Streptophyta, Magnoliopsida, Ranunculales, Papaveraceae. Gene Ontology annotation, molecular function: protein binding. Gene Ontology annotation, biological process: SCF-dependent proteasomal ubiquitin-dependent protein catabolic process. Gene Ontology annotation, cellular component: SCF ubiquitin ligase complex. The transcript is spliced from 2 exons. The record is from RefSeq and is a predicted model, not a curated record. The coding region runs from base 1 to 954 and encodes 317 amino acids.
AUGAGUUUAUCAUCCAGUGACACUGACAUCAACAAAGGGUUGGAUCUCCCAGAUGACUGUCUAAGCCAUAUACAUAAGAGACUAAAAUCCGGUACUGACCAUAGUUCGUUUGGUUUGGUUUGUCAUCGCUGGCUCGAUAUUCAGAGAAACAAUCAUGUGUCGUUAUGGGAUAUCGAUGAUUCUGAAUGUAGUUUACGUAGAUCAUCAAAUAUUAGUCCCGAAAGCUUUUCCAUAAUCCUUAGCAAAUUGUUGACUCGAUUCCAACCCCUCAAAAGCUUCUCCCUAUGCGGUUUGCCUGACAUAACAGAUUAUGUUACAUCACAGUCACAACUCUUUGGAUCAAAAUUUCGAUUUCUGUGCUUAAGAUAUUGGUCUAAGUAUACAGAUAAGAAGAUGUCUUUGAUAUUUUCUUCAUUCCCUCACUUGGCAUCAGUAGGUAUGAAGGGUUCUAACAUUACCAAUAAAGGUUUAGAAAUCAUGGAAAAGUGUUGUGCAAUCUUAGAGACAAUUGACCUCAGCAGCUGUCAGAUGAUUACUGACAAAGGUUUAGAGGUUUUGGCAAAAAGUUGUGCAUCAUUAAACAAAAUCGACCUUGGAAGCUGUCAACAGAUUACUGAUUCAGGAAUAAGGUUUCUCAUACAAAACUGUUUGGAACUCCAUUCAAUUAGAAUUUCAUAUUACGGCAGUGUAACAGGUAUUGGCUUUCUUGGGUGUCAAAAAACCUUGUCUAAUGUUUAUGCAGUGGACGUGCCUAAACUUACAACCGAGGGGAUUAAAGCAAUUUCGGGUGGAAGCAGACUUCAACGUCUGUGUCUAUCUGGAAAUCCAGUUAAUACUGAAGCAGUCUUUAACAAUUUCAAAAGGUUGUCCUCUAUUAAAGGUACUGCAGCUAACAUCUUUUCAAGAGAUACAGCAAAGGACGGAAAGCUAUUGGCCUGUAUUGCAGAAACUUGA